UCGAAGCGCGUCAUCGCGGUUUUAGCUGCAGUUUUCGUCUCGCGGUUGCAUUUUUCGGUCGUCGGAAAGUGCAGAAGAAAAGCGAACUGAUUUUUCCUCUUACGUGUAAUUUUGUUACAAACAGUCCAACAUUGAGACGGACCAAAGGAUAAUCUUCUGGUAAACGCAGUUUUCUGUAAAAGCCGCCGACGAUAACGACGGCGACGGGAUGUUCGAUGAGCUGUCCAAGAGUGAGCUCACGCUCUACUCGAUUUUGAUCUUCCUGUUUCUGGAGAACCUGGUCAACCUCUAUUUGACGCGGCGCCAGAUCUACGUUUAUGAAAACAGCAAGGAAGUCCCGGUGGAACUGCGCGAUGUGAUGCAGAAGGAGACCUUCGAGAAGGCCCGGUUGUACGGGUUGGACAAGGCGAAUUUCGAAGUUUUCAAGCUGCUGGUGUGCGACGUCGGAAUUGCUACGAUCGAGCUGUACAGCGGGUUUGUGGCGAUGGUCUGGGCACGAGCGUUGGAGAUUUCCGGUCGAGUUGGAUUGAAUCCGGCGAACGAAAUACACGUCAGCAUCGUAUUCCUGAUGAUGAUCAACCUGAUCGGGGUAUUCAAGGAUAUGCCGUUCAAGAUCUACGGGACGUUCGUGCUGGAGGAGAAACACGGAUUCAACAAGCAGACGCCGGUGUUUUUCGUAAAGGAUCAGAUCAAGUCGUUCCUCGUGGGACAGGUUUUGUCCAUUCCGAUCGUGGCCGCCAUCGUGUACAUUGUCCAAAUCGGUGGCGACUAUUUCUUCCUUUGGCUGUGGGCCUUCGUGGGAGUUGUCUCGCUGGUGUUGAUCACGGUUUACCCGGUUUACAUUGCUCCACUGUUCGAUAAGUUCCGUCCGCUGGAGGACGGCGAAUUGAAGACCAGCAUCGAACAACUUGCCGCUUCGCUCAAGUUCCCACUCGGAAAGCUGUUUGUCGUGGAAGGUUCCAAACGGUCGGCUCACAGCAAUGCUUACUUUACGGGAUUGUUUGGAGCCAAGCGAAUCGUUCUGUUCGACACACUUCUUCUGAACAAAGGACUUCCGGAUGAUUCGACCCUGGCCGAAGACGAAAAAGGAAAAGGCUGCGAGAACAAGGAAGUGUUGGCGGUUCUUGCCCACGAGCUGGGCCACUGGAAGUUGGGACACGUCCGGAAGAAUAUCAUCAUCAUGCAGAUCCAGAUGUUCCUCAUCUUCAGUGUCUUCUCGCAGCUGUUCAAGUAUUCGCCCCUGUAUCAAGCGGUCGGUUUCCCGGAAAACGUUCAACCUAUCCUGAUUGGAUUCCUCGUCAUCGUAAUGUAUGUCCUGGCUCCGUACAACACCCUGAUCUCCUUUUGCAUGACGAUUCUCUCGCGUCGUUUCGAGUACCAAGCGGACGACUUUGCCAAUGGGCUUGGAUAUUCGAAGGAUUUGGGCAAGGCCCUUGUGAAGCUGCACAUCGACAAUCUUGGCUUCCCGAUCUACGACUGGAUGUACUCGGCGUGGAACCACUCGCACCCGACGCUGCUGCAACGGCUGGAGCGCCUUAAGGGCGCCCAGAAGAAGGAUAGAUAAGAUGGCGCAGCAGCUACUACCGGAAGCUCAAACUUUGCACUGUGGUACUAGUCGGAAACGAGUUAUUCAUCGUGGUGCAGCAGUAGGAGAGACGUUCAAAUUUUCCCAGAUGUCAUAGAAUUGCAAAUCGCCGAGCACUGAGUCUGAGCAGCAAAGUAUGCAUUUUGUUUUAGUUUAGCACGUAAAAUAUUAGAUGAAAUAAUAAACGUAAUGAAUUUGCUUCUUAUCAAUAAAUAUAAAUGCUUUUCAUUAACUCA
Aedes albopictus (Asian tiger mosquito) is the source of this 1821-nucleotide messenger RNA. RefSeq names its product CAAX prenyl protease 1 homolog. The transcript is spliced from 2 exons. Gene Ontology annotation, cellular component: endoplasmic reticulum membrane. Gene Ontology annotation, molecular function: metalloendopeptidase activity. The record is from RefSeq and is a predicted model, not a curated record. The coding region runs from base 209 to 1564 and encodes 451 amino acids. NCBI's taxonomy places the organism in Eukaryota, Metazoa, Arthropoda, Insecta, Diptera, Culicidae. Gene Ontology annotation, biological process: CAAX-box protein processing.